AUGAAGUUUACUCUUGCCGCCGCCUUCAUCUCCACCGUCUUCCUCAGCGUCACCGCUCUUCCCGCAGCCGAGGCGGCCCGUCUCCAACGUCGCACAUGUGACUACCCUACCGUACCUCUCCUCCGUGCUUUCGAUCCUUCGCUUACGGACCACUUCUAUACCACGAACACCGUUGAGAUGAACAACGCGGUGACCCAGGGUUAUGACCAAGAGGGCAAUGCGGCCACAGUUCAUCCAGACCAAACCCCGAUCACCGUCCCGCUCUACCGCCUCUACAGCCCCUCCAUCACGGAUCACUUCUACACCACCUCGGCCAGCGAGCGCGACAACGCCGCCCAGAACGGUUACACCAUCGAGGGCAUCACCGCUUAUGUGUACGAGACACAGCUGUGCGGUACGGUGCCGCUGUACAGGCUGUUCGACCCCUCGGGCGGGGACCACUUCUACACGACCAGCGCGGCUGAGAGGGACAAUGCGGUCAACAGCUUGUAUUACGCUUAUGAGGGUAUUGCGGCCUAUGUUAACCCCCAGCCCUGA
Messenger RNA from Dichomitus squalens LYAD-421 SS1, 537 nucleotides. RefSeq lists its product as uncharacterized. Lineage: Eukaryota; Fungi; Basidiomycota; Agaricomycetes; Polyporales; Polyporaceae. Bases 1 to 537 code for a protein of 178 amino acids. The record is from RefSeq and is a predicted model, not a curated record. The transcript has 2 exons.